Messenger RNA from Aspergillus mulundensis, 1383 nucleotides. Its product is annotated as glutamate dehydrogenase. Gene Ontology annotation, cellular component: cytosol. The coding region runs from base 1 to 1383 and encodes 460 amino acids. The transcript has 3 exons. The record is from RefSeq and is a predicted model, not a curated record. Lineage: Eukaryota; Fungi; Ascomycota; Eurotiomycetes; Eurotiales; Aspergillaceae. Gene Ontology annotation, molecular function: L-glutamate dehydrogenase (NADP+) activity.
AUGUCUAACCUUCCCGUUGAGCCCGAAUUCGAGCAGGCCUACAAGGAGCUUGCCUCGACCCUCGAGAACUCCACCCUCUUCGAGAAGCACCCCGAGUACCGCAAGGCCCUCCAGGUCGUCUCUGUCCCUGAGCGUGUCAUCCAGUUCCGUGUCGUUUGGGAGAACGACAAGGGUGAGGUCCAGGUCAACCGCGGUUUCCGUGUUCAGUUCAACUCCGCUCUUGGUCCUUACAAGGGUGGUCUCCGAUUCCACCCCUCCGUCAACCUUUCUAUCCUCAAGUUCCUCGGUUUCGAGCAGAUCUUCAAGAAUGCUCUCACAGGACUGAACAUGGGUGGUGGCAAGGGUGGUUCCGACUUCGACCCCAAGGGCAAGUCUGACAACGAGAUCCGCCGCUUCUGCGUUUCUUUCAUGACCGAGCUCUGCAAGCACAUUGGCGCGGACACUGACGUCCCCGCCGGUGAUAUCGGUGUUACCGGCCGCGAGGUUGGUUUCCUCUUCGGCCAGUACCGCAAGAUCCGCAACUCAUGGGAGGGUGUCCUCACCGGCAAGGGCGGCACCUGGGGUGGUAGCUUGAUCCGCCCCGAGGCCACCGGUUACGGUGUCGUCUACUACGUCGAGCACAUGAUCAAGCACGUUACUGGCGGAAAGGAGUCCUUCUCCGGCAAGCGUGUCGCCAUCUCCGGCUCCGGUAACGUUGCUCAGUACGCCGCCCUCAAGGUCAUUGAGCUCGGCGGUUCCGUCGUCUCCCUCUCCGACUCCCAGGGCUCUCUCAUUGUCAAGGACGAGUCCGCCUCCUUCACCCCCGAGGAGAUUGCCAUCAUCGCCGAUCUCAAGGUCGCCCGUAAGCAGCUCUCCGAGCUCGCCGAGUCCUCCGCCUUCGCUGGCAAGUUCACCUACAUCCCCGGUGCCCGCCCCUGGACCAACAUCUCCGGCAAGUUCGAGGUUGCCCUCCCUUCCGCCACCCAGAACGAAGUCUCCGGCGAGGAAGCCGAGGCCCUCAUCAAGUCCGGUGUCCGCUACAUCGCCGAGGGUUCCAACAUGGGCUGCACCCAGGCCGCCAUCGACAUCUUCGAGGCCCACCGCAACGCCAACCCCGGUGACGCCAUCUGGUACGCCCCCGGCAAGGCCGCCAACGCCGGUGGUGUCGCCGUCUCCGGUCUGGAGAUGGCCCAGAACUCCGCCCGCCUCUCCUGGACCACCGAGGAGGUCGACGCCCGCCUCAAGGGCAUCAUGGAGUCUUGCUUCAAGAACGGUCUCGAGACUGCUCAGAAGUUCGCUACCCCUGCCGAGGGCGUCCUGCCUUCCCUCGUCACUGGUUCCAACAUUGCUGGUUUCACCAAGGUCGUCGAGGCCAUGAAGGACCAGGGUGACUGGUGGAACUAG